Molecule: messenger RNA, 3315 nt
Organism: Rhodamnia argentea
Lineage: Eukaryota; Viridiplantae; Streptophyta; Magnoliopsida; Myrtales; Myrtaceae
Product: probable inactive leucine-rich repeat receptor-like protein kinase At3g03770
Exons: 7
Coding region: 603-2900 (765 amino acids)
Biological process (GO): protein phosphorylation
Molecular function (GO): receptor serine/threonine kinase binding; protein kinase activity; ATP binding
Source: RefSeq, a predicted model, not a curated record
GCAUCCUUGGCCAAAACCAAAAAUAAAAUUUUUACGUGUUUUCUUUACUGAACGCUGUUAUCUAUGUCCUUUUCACUUCCUUGAAUAUUAUUAUGGGCCAGCAAGAGCGGUCUUUCUGCUGACGCUCCAGAGCUCAAGGAGGAUUUUCCCCGCGUUGAUCGCUGGUUCAUUGCUCCCGUUGUACUUCUUCGUCUGUGCGUUGCAUCGCAUUUCGUCGUCGUUAUGAGCGAGUGAGCCAUGACCAGGGCCCCUCUUCCCCCUUGCACAAGACAGACAGAUCAUUUCAGUCCAAUGGGGUACCUCCUGAAUGCAUUAACUCCAUUGUAUCCCCACCACGGAGCAACAGAGUGAGAGUUCCAGGAUUUCAUAUUUCCUACUUGUUGCUUCUUGUUUCUUCCUUUCUAGAAAUGUUCUGCGCAUUUUGCCUGAAAUGAACGCACCCAGUUCAUGCUGGUCCAUCUUUUCCGCUGAUGGGUAAGCACCAAACACUACUAGUCGCUUUGGUGGCUUUUGCUUUGGUACCUUAACUUCUCUGGCUUUGGGAAUCUCGUUCAGCGAAGUGGCUUGCGGCCAUAACUUCCCUUAUAAAGGAGAGAUCUUUCAUGGGGUUUCGCAGCCACUUGUCCUUGUUCUGCUUCGCUUUCGCGUGGAGUUUGCUUAUUGCAGACACCCACCAACUCCAGUCGUCGCAGACCCAAGUGCUCCUUCAGCUUAGAAAGCAGUUGGAGUAUCCACCGCCGCUGGAGAUUUGGAACGUUCAUGGAGUGGAUUUUUGCUCUCUCCCUCCAUCCCCAACUGUUAACCUCACGUGUGAGAACAACUUCGUUACCGAGCUCAAGUUAGCCGGCGAUAAGGCGCUUAAAGGUGGUUACUUUGAAGGGUUUGCAGUACCGAAUAAGACCUUGUCGCAGAACUUCUCCAUGGAUUCUUUUGUGAGCACUUUGGCAAGGUUGACCAGCCUCAAAGUUCUUCGUUUGGUGUCAUUGGGCAUGUGGGGUCCUCUUCCUGACAAGAUUCAUCGUUUGUCUUCGCUUGAACAUCUGGAUUUAAGCUCCAAUUUCCUCUACGGUUCGAUUCCUCCAAGGAUUUCGGCCAUGGUGAGGCUUCAGACUCUGGUGCUGGAUGAUAAUUUCUUUAAUGGCACUGUGCCCAAUUGGUUUGAUGCAUUGAAAAAUUUGACAGUUUUGAGCUUGAGGAACAACCGGCUGAGAGGUGAAAUCCCAUCUUCAGUCAAUAGUGUGAACACUUUGAGUGAAGUUAUUCUGUCUGAGAACGAAAUAGAUGGCAAAUUGCCGGACCUUAGCAGAUUGAGAAACCUACAUGUUCUGAAUUUAAGUGGAAACAAGCUUAGUUCUAGCUUGCCUGCAUUGCCGAAAGGACUGGUCAUGGCCUUCCUCAAUAAGAACUCCUUUUCUGGCCAAGUGCCAAAGGAAUACAGCCAACUGAAUCACCUUCAAUACCUUGAUGUUUCUUUCAACAGUCUAAGAGGAGUGCCUCCAAGUGCACUCUUCUCUCUGCCGAACAUCAGUUAUCUGAGUUUCGCAUCGAAUAUGUUGAGCGGGUCGUUUCCGCACGAUGUGGACUGCAGCAGUAAACUGGGGUUUGUUGAUUUCUCCAACAACAGAUUGAGAGGCAGUUUGCCUACUUGUCUAAGCUCCAAAUCAGGUGAUCUGAUUGUUCAUUCUGGUGGGAAUUGCUUAUCUGUUGACUCACAGCAUCAGCAUGCAGAAUCUUAUUGCUUGGAAAUUCGUGAGGUGAAACAACGUGGCUCUGGAGGGAAAAAUGUAGGAGUAAUGGUGGGUGUGAUUGGAGGAGGUGUGGUAGCUUUCGUGCUUCUGGCUUCUGGCUUUCUCAUUCUAUUCACAAGAUAUUGUUCUCGAGGAAUGUCAGAGCAGCAUUUGCUACGCAAACCAGGUCUAGAUGACUCAGAGGCUAGAUUCUCGUCUGAGAUCUUGACAAGUGCAAGGUACAUAUCUGAAGUUGCAAAGAUCAAUGCACAAAGUCUUCCACCAUGUCGGUCAUUCUCUUUUGAGGAGCUGAAAGUAGCUUCAAACAACUUUGAUGAAACUUUACUUUUGGGUGAAGGUUCUUAUGGGAAGCUUUACAGAGGACGACUAGAUAAUGGGAUGCAAGUUGCUAUCAGGUGUUUACCUUCAAGAAAAUAUUCAAUCCGCAAUCUAAGGCUGAGAUUGGAUUUGCUAGCAAAGCUUCGGCAUCCACAUCUGGUAUGCCUACUGGGCCACUGUAUUGAUGGAGGUGUAAGAGAUGAUCCAAGGAUUAACAAAGUCUUUCUAAUAUAUGAAUACGUGAAUGAUGGCAAUUUCCAGGCUCUUCUCUCUGGGAACAAUCCUGCAAAUGUUCUUACGUGGUCGAAGAGGUUGGCAGUGUUGAUUGGCGUGGCCAGAGCCGUACACUUUCUGCAUACUGGAAUAAUUCCUGGUUUCUUCAACAACAGAUUGAAGACAAAUAAUGUUUUGCUUAAUGAGCAUGGAAUGGCGAAGUUGAGUGACUACGGGUUAUCUGUAAUCUCGGGAGAAAUUGACAAGGAUGGGGGGGAUGGAGAAGGCCCUAGAUCGAGGCAAAGAAGAAUCUUUGAGGAUGAUGCCUACAGCUUUGGAUUCAUAAUACUGGAGUCCUUCAUUGGACCUUCAAUAGCGAGUAGAAGAGAGGAGUUUCUACUAAAUGAAAUGGCAUUAUUGAACAGACAGGAUGACGGCUGGCAGCGCAUAGUGGAUCCAUUUAUUCUAACCACUAGCUCACGAGAAUCAUUAUCAAUUGUCAUCUCCAUAGCAAAAAAGUGCAUGUCUUUUGACGGGAGCCGUCCAUCGUUCGAAGACGUCCUUUGGAACUUACAGUAUGCGGCUCAAGUCCAGGCUACAAUAGAUGGUGAGCAGAAAUAGGGAACUGCAUAAAACCAGCGAAUGUCUCUCAUUGAUGCACGAAGACGAUGCCAUCCGUCCUUGCUCCUACCUCUCUUUGUGUACGAGCUAGCAUGUACGGCAUAUUAAUCAGGCUGUGGGGAGGCUCGACGCUUAGAGUUUUCAUCAAUCGCGGGAACCCUUGUAUGGCAUUACAUAAUCCAUAUCGGUUAAGUGCAAUCCACAGCUAAUGGCUUGCACAUUUCUUGCUGAUGGAUUUAUCUGAAACAAUCGCCAUGUAAUAAUGAUGGAAUUCAAAACUAUGAUUUAUUUUCUGUUGAGGAUAAUGAUCCGAGAUGGAACUGCCCCGAAAUGACAAAACCAAUGUGAACCGUCUCCUGUUUCUUUGUACUCCUUUUACGACGACGUUCGUAAUGCACGGCUCGAAUAGAUUCCA